This is a messenger RNA of Rhincodon typus (whale shark), 1522 nucleotides long. It is a transcript of the gene trip4, whose product is annotated as thyroid hormone receptor interactor 4. The transcript is spliced from 9 exons. Gene Ontology annotation, cellular component: nucleus. NCBI's taxonomy places the organism in Eukaryota, Metazoa, Chordata, Chondrichthyes, Orectolobiformes, Rhincodontidae. The record is from RefSeq and is a predicted model, not a curated record. Bases 122 to 1522 code for a protein of 466 amino acids. Gene Ontology annotation, biological process: regulation of DNA-templated transcription. Gene Ontology annotation, molecular function: zinc ion binding.
UGACCGGAACGUUAGUGCAGAGCCGGCGGUAUAGUUUGUAGUGGGUAUAGCCGAGGGCUGCACCGUUUACGUGUGUUGUGUGCUCGGGUGAAAUAUUUCCGGGUGAACGUGGGCCGGUUAGAUGGCUGCUUCCAAGAAUGAAGGUGGUAGUGGCGGAGGGAAGAUGAGUGGCGAUACGGAGUCUCUUUUGCGUUGGUGUCAGGAGGAGCUAGUUCGGAAGUUCAGCCUGGAAGUGAAUGAGGAGCUGAUUCAAUAUAUUCUGUCAAUUGAGAGUGCAGAGGAAAUUGAAGAUUAUGUUGCUGACUUGAUUCAAGGGACUGAAGGGAAGAAACGUAUUUUCAUUGAUGAGCUUCUGAAGAGGUGGAAGAAAUCACAAGAGUUACUUGCUGCUGGACAAGUGCAGUUGUACAGAAAAAAGGAUGAGAUUCCAGAUUCAUCGAAAGCAGGUGACCAGCUCAAGAAGUCCAAGCGGAAAGGCCGGAACAAGCAAGAACCAGUGCUUGUGUCAGAGAGCCAGCAGCCAGCAGAAGAGGUUAAAACACCCAUAGAUCUGGUAAAGGCCCAGGAGGCUAAUUCAACAUCCAAGAAAAAGACUAAGUACUUGUCCCUGUAUACAAAGGAGGGUGAGGACAGACUUGCUGUCACUCUUCCUGGUCGUCAUCCCUGUGAAUGCUUAGGACAAACUCACCAACUAAUCAAUAACUGCCUGAGUUGUGGCCGUAUUGUCUGCAUGCAGGAGGGAUCGGGUCCCUGCUUGUUUUGUGGAGCGUUGGUCUGUACCAAAGAAGAGCAAGAGAUCCUUGUCCGUGAUUCAAACAAGAGUCAGAAAUUACGCAAGAAAUUGAUGGGGACCACAGAAAGAGGAGGGAAUCCUGACGUCUUUGAGCGGGAUCUGCUGCCUCAUCAAGAAAUGGCUUUGAAAGCUGGACUUGAAAAAGCUAUUAAACACAAAGACAAGCUAUUGGAAUAUGACAAGACCAGUGCUCGGCGGACCCAGGUAAUUGACGAUGAGUCUGAUUACUUUGCUGCCGAUUCCAACCAGUGGCUGUCCAAACAGGAACGAGAGGCAUUGCGUAAAAGAGAAGAAGAAUUAAGGGAGCUCCGGCAUGCAUCCCGUCGAACAAAACAGAUCACAAUAGACUUUGCUGGACGGAGGAUCCUUGAGGAUCAGGGGUCUUUAGAUCAAUAUUAUAGCAGACUGGAUGAUCUAGUCCAAGAAAUGAAGCCUGAAUCUCAGAAUAACAAUUCCAGUGAACAGGUCAAAAGAAGCAAGCAACACUUGGGCGAAUUGGUUAAUCCCAAUAUUGUUGAAUGUGUUCCCAUUUAUGUGGAACUGACAGGAGCAGGUGCUCAUAGGAGAGGGGUUGAUAAUCACUUGCAGAACAGAGUCAGUGACGUCGCCUCUGAGCGGAACCGUUUGAGGAUUCAGGACCGAGAGCUGUUGGAGAUGUCUGAUGACGGGAUGUGUCUCAGUAUGCAUCAGCCUUGGGCUUCCCUACUUGUAAGAGGCAUCAAAAGGUAA